GCACAGGAAUUCAGGCCAUUGACGUACUCACAGAAAUAGCUCCAAACUGGAUUCGGCAAACCUGGCGUCGUGUUCCUUAGUCAUGCGCGUCGUCCACGUCGUAGCCUUGGUAGUAUACGCUGUCGCUGCGUGUCAUGUCGCACGCGCUGCUCGCAGGAGCGUGUACGCCGACAGCAGUAGCAGCAACGUCCACUUCGUGUCGCCAGAUGAGGCAAGAGAGCUUCGCGAGGAGGUCCGGGCCAUGUUCUAUCAUGGCUAUAACGGGUACAUGCGGCAUGCCUUCCCUCUGGAUGAGCUUCGCCCUCGCUCGUGCAAAGGAGAGGAUUCUCUGGGUGGCUACACCCUCACACUGAUUGACUCCCUGGAUAGCCUGGCACUGCUUGGCAACAAGACUGAAUUCGCCUCAGCUGUCAGAUGGCUAUCGUCACACCUCAAUUUCGACAAGAACAAGACCGUAUCUCUGUUUGAGACGAACAUUCGAGUCAUGGGUGGACUGCUUUCAGCACAUCUCAUUGCAUCCGACCCUGCACUGGGCAUGCAGGUGCCUGGCUAUGACAACGAGUUGCUGAGGCUAGCAGAGGACCUUGGCAGGCGGCUAUUGCCAGCAUUCGACACGCCUACAGGCAUUCCCUUUGGCUCUGUCAAUCUGCGUCAUGGCGUUCUGCGAGGGGAGAGCAAGGUGACAGCAACAGCAGGUGGCGGCACACUAGCACUGGAGUUUGGAGUGCUCAGUCGACUCACAGGCGAUCCAGUGUUUGAGGACGUGGCUCGGAACGCUAUGCGUGCACUAUGGGCCCGGCGCUCGUCCCUCGGUCUGCUAGGAGCGCACAUAGACAUCUUCACGGGGGAGUGGACGCACAAGGAUGCCGGAGUGGGCACCAGCAUCGAUUCCUUCUAUGAGUAUCUUAUCAAGGCACACAUUCUGUUUGGCGACUUUGAGUAUUUGCAUAUCUUCCAGGCAGCCUAUGAUGCUGUUAUGACACACAUAUUCCACGACCCAUGGUACGUGGAGGUCAACAUGGACGUGGCAGUGGUAGUGUGGCCUCUCUUCAACUCCCUCCAGGCCUUCUGGCCAGGGCUGCAGGUUAUGAUAGGCGACAUUGACAGAGCAGCCCGCUCCCAUAGGGCCUUCUUCUCCGUGUGGCGGCGAUAUGGGUUCACCCCAGAGGGUUUCAACCUGGCUCAGUCCGCGGUGCAGCCAGGCCAGAGCUCGUAUCCUCUAAGGCCAGAGCUGGCUGAGAGCACGUACUGGCUGUUCAAGGCCACUAGGGACCCCUUCUACCUGUCAGUCGGGAGGGACAUGGUUGCCAGCCUGGCGCUGACGCGCUGCCGGUGUGGCUACUGCCAUGUCAGCGAUGUGGAGACGCAUGCGCUGGACGACCACAUGGAGAGCUUCUUCCUCUCGGAAACUGUGAAGUACCUGUUCCUGCUCUUUGACUCGGCCUUGGGUGGCGACAACAUAAUGGACAACGGCCCAUACCAGUACGUUUUAACCACGGAGGGCCAUCUGCUCCCCUUAACUCCUGAGAUCUCAUUCCCCUCGGAGCACUGCUCCUACCUCAACAGCUUCUGCGCACCACCGCAAGCCAGCAGUUGCCGCAUUCAAGGGGAGGUUACUGCUGGGGAGGGUGGGAUGGGGGAAGGGGGAGGCGCGACUGGGGAAGGGAGUGACUGGGUGGAAGAGAUAGAGGGGGAUGAGGAGGGAGAGUGGGAGGAUAAGACCAGGGAGACGGGAGAGACGGGAGAGACGGGAGAGACGGGAGAGACGGGAGAGGCGAGUAAGGGAGGGGGUGCGAGGGAGGAGAGGGGCAGCACUGGUGGUGCAGCAGCCAUGGGAUCUGAGUCGACUCAAAAGGCAGCAGCCAUGGGUCAUGGUGCUAAGUCCAUGAGUCAUGAGGGAAUGGAGGAGGGAGUGGGAGGAGAUAGAGAGGAGUUGGAGGCGGUGGACCCGAAUGUGGAGGUAGUGGCAAAAGGGAAGUCAUGGGUGCUGACUCGUGAGAAAGGGAAUAAAAAGCCCUCAGAACCACUCUCGACUGCUGAUCCACACUCAAGCAGCAGCAGCAGCAGCAGCAGCAGCAGCAGCAGCAGUUGUCGUGUUAGCAGAGGCGGGGAUAUGACUGCGGAAGAUGAGGAUGACGAGGAGGAGGAAGAGGAGGAGGUGGUGGAAGAGGAGGAGGAUGAGGAGGAGGAGGAAGGCGAGGAUAGGGAGGGAUUUAGGGGAAGGCGGCAUGGGAAGAGGAGAGAUCUACAAGACAUGUCAGAACAGUUUGAUACAUACAGAGAUCUACAGGGAUUCUGUCAAGGUAUAUCCUUGUGGAGAAGGCUAGGUAUUCCAGGACUCUGAUUUUUUACUAGGUAUGCAUUAUGUUGGCAUUUGCAGGUACUGUAUCUAUCCUCGUUGUAAUGGCGAUGUGUGUUUGUUGUGUGUGUGAUGGGUGAGCAUAUUUUGUUAGUAUAACAACGAUGACUCCUUUCGUAAAUUGGAUAAUUUUACUCGCCGUGCUCAUGUGUGUCGAUUACCAUUUUCAUGGAG
This is a messenger RNA of Closterium sp. NIES-67, 2533 nucleotides long. NCBI's taxonomy places the organism in Eukaryota, Viridiplantae, Streptophyta, Zygnematophyceae, Desmidiales, Closteriaceae. The record is from the annotation of a GenBank genome assembly.